This is a messenger RNA of Theileria orientalis strain Shintoku, 1050 nucleotides long. RefSeq lists its product as uncharacterized. Lineage: Eukaryota; Apicomplexa; Aconoidasida; Piroplasmida; Theileriidae. The transcript is spliced from 10 exons. Bases 1 to 1050 code for a protein of 349 amino acids. The record is from RefSeq and is a predicted model, not a curated record. Gene Ontology annotation, molecular function: protein binding.
AUGAACGAGUGUAAUUCUAUUGCCACCUUUUCACUUGAAUCACAGCCAGAUUGCAUCAAGUCUUUCCCUUUCCUCGACUCCUCAGAACCAUGUCUCUCUGGAUCAUUUAUCGUUUCUUGUUACAGAUAUGACGAGUUGACUCGAGAACGUGACGGUUGUUUAGUAUUUUUCAACCCUUCCAUCUUCUUAGAAUCAAAAAUCCUUUCAGAAAACACUUUUGACACCGUUCCUAGGCUUCACUAUUUUGGCAGUGAUUUGGGUGGUGUUCUUUCCUGCAGUUGGACUAAGUUUGAGAAUGCAUACGGUGUAUCCUGCAUUUCAUCUAAUUUGACCCUUGGCCAGUUCACCAUUGACCACUCGGACCCCUCCGGCCACUCACUCCCUAAGUUUACCUGUUUAAGACGGUUGAGGCUGUCGGAUGCCGGCGACUCAUCUGUGGCUCUAUCUCUCUCGCUCUCCGAUGAACACGCUCGGUCAAUGUGUGUAACUUGUUCUGACGGAACUGCCUACCUUGUUAAAGAAACUGGCGACGCUAUUAAGUGGAAGCCUCAUGAUGUUGAAACUUGGAUCAGUUCCUUCCAUCCUCGCGAUUCCAAUGUUGUUCUGACCGGCUCUGAUGACUCUACUGCUAGGGUUUUCGACUUACGUGCUGGAUACGACCCUGCUUCCACUGUUUCAUGUCAUUCUAGUGGUGUUACUGCUCUUCGGUUCCUACCUAACAGUUCCAACUUGUUUUACACCGGCGGAUUUGACAAGUUACUGGUUAAACACGACUAUCGCAACCUUUCUAAGCCUGUUGAGGUCCUCGAGACUUCCACUUCUGUUUGGUCUUUGGACUUUAUUACCGGCCUCGACUGUUCAUUAAAUAAACUACACAUUGCCGGAUGCUACGAUGGCUCUGCCAUUUACGAUUCUCGAGGCUCUCUUCUUUCUCUGUUCAGGCCUCCUAAUCCUCUCAUUUAUUCCACUUCACACUCAUUGCUCACCUCAUCCGCCCUCGUUUAUUGUUGUUGUGACUUUUACAACAAAACCUUACACUUUUACUCAUAA